Messenger RNA from Dentiscutata erythropus, 171 nucleotides. NCBI's taxonomy places the organism in Eukaryota, Fungi, Glomeromycota, Glomeromycetes, Diversisporales, Gigasporaceae. The record is from the annotation of a GenBank genome assembly.
AUGAAACAGAAAGAAGUGAUAGAAAUUUCUGACGAUACAUCUGAGGAAGAACCAGUAGUUAGUAAUCCAUAUGAAUUUUAUGGUAUUGACUUUACAGAAGAAGAGAGUUCCCGGUACUUCGAGAAUAUCAGAAAUUAUCGAUUAAUAUUGGAAAAAACUAAUAUCAAAUAG